AUGGAAGGUGCCGACGCCUCCAGGAGCAAUGGGGCCAGCCCGGAAGCCAGGGACGCCCGCAGUCCACCGGGUACCAACGGCAGCCUGGAGAACGGCACUAAAGCAGACAGCAAGGAUACCAAGACAACCAACGGGCACAGUGGGGAGGUGACGGAGGGCAAAACCCUGGGCAGUGCCCUGAAGUCAGGGGAGGGGAAGAGUGCCUUGUUUUCCAGCAAUGAGUGGCGCAGGCCUAUCAUCCAGUUCGUGGAGUCGGUGGACGACAAAGGCUCCAACUACUUCAGCAUGGACUCUGCGGAAGGCAGGAGGUCUCCUUAUGCGGGGCUCCAGCUGGGGGCUUCCAAGAAGCCGCCCGUGUCCUUUGCUGAGAAGGGGGAGCUGCGAAAGUCCAUAUUCUCUGAGCCCCGCAAACCCACGGUGACCAUCGUGGAGCCAGGGGAAGUCCGCAGGAACAGCUAUCCCAGGGCUGACUCCAGCCUUCUGCUGAGGUCUAAGUCGGGAUCCGAGGAGGUGCUGUGUGACUCCUGCAUCGGCAACAAGCAGAAGGCCGUCAAGUCCUGCCUGGUGUGCCAGGCUUCCUUCUGUGAGCUGCAUCUGAAGCCCCACCUGGAGGGUGCCGCAUUCCGUGACCACCAGCUGCUCGAGCCCAUCCGGGACUUCGAAGCCCGAAAGUGCCCCCUGCACGGCAAGACCAUGGAGCUCUUCUGUCAGACCGACCAGACCUGCAUCUGCUACCUCUGCAUGUUCCAGGAGCAUAAGAACCACAGCACUGUGACCGUGGAGGAGGCCAAGGCUGAGAAGGAGACCGAGCUGUCACUGCAGAAGGAGCAGCUGCAGCUGAAAAUCAUUGAGGUUGAAGAUGAGGCUGAGAAGUGGCAGAAGGAGAAGGACCGGAUCAAGAGCUUUACCACCAAUGAGAAGGCCAUCUUGGAGCAGAGCUUCAGGGACCUGGUGAGGGACCUGGAGAAGCAAAAGGAAGAAGUAAGAGCUGCGCUGGAGCAGCGGGAACAAGAUGCUGUGGACCAAGUGAAAGUGAUCGUAGAUGCCCUGGAUGAGAGGGCCAAGGUGCUGCAAGAGGACAAGCAGACCCGAGAGCAGCUGCAUAGCAUCAGUGACUCGGUGCUGUUUCUGCAGGAAUUUGGUGCAUUGAUGAGCAAUUACUCCCUCCCCCCACCUCUGCCCACCUACCAUGUCCUGCUGGAAGGAGAGGGCCUGGGACAGUCACUUGGCAACUUCAAGGAUGACCUGCUCAAUGUGUGCAUGCGCCAUGUUGAGAAGAUGUGCAAGGCCGACCUGAGCCGCAACUUCAUUGAGAGGAACCAUAUGGAGAAUGGUGGUGACCAUCGUUACAUGAACAGCUACACGAGCAGCUUCGGGAACGAGUGGAGCACGCCCGACACCAUGAAGAGAUAUUCCAUGUACCUCACACCCAAGGGGGGCCGGACAUCUUACCAGCCGUCAUCGCCCAGCCGCCUCUCCAAGGAGACCAACCAGAAGAAUUUCAACAAUCUGUAUGGCACAAAAGGUAACUAUACCUCCAGGGUCUGGGAGUACUCGUCCACUGUUCAGAACUCUGAGGACAUGCCCAUUGUGCAGGGCAACUCCUCCUUCUCCUUGAAAGGCUAUCCCUCCCUCCUCCGGAGCCAGGCUCCCAAGGCCCAGCCUCAGACUUGGAAAUCUGGCAAGCAGACUUUGCUGUCUCACUACCGGCCAUUCUACGUCAACAAAGGCAACGGGAUGGGGUCCAAUGAGGCCCCCUGAGUCCAACGAGGAGCUCCACAACCCCGUUCUCCCGUUGCCCCUGCUUUCCAAGAUGCUGCGUUCUUGGGGGGCAGGAGUCUGACCCAACUCUGCCCUCUUACAGCCUCUGACAGCCCCCCUCUCCAGGUUAUGUUGGCUUCCUCUGCUCCCCUAUGGGUUCCUUUUCUGCUUGGUGACAUACGGCCACUGUGAUUUCUGUGUGUGAGGCCAAGUUACCAACCACAGGGUGAGAGACAGUUGGGUUCAUUUCUUGUAACUCUCUCCUGAAGCUGGCCACCAGGCCCACACGGUGCCAGUCUCUUUCCAAUGCCCAGGCUCUGCCUUGUCCAGGCUUGGUGACCAUUUUUCUCCACCGUGGACAGUAGGUGCCCAGUUAAGGCAACCUCUCUGUGUCUAUCCCUUGGGCUUACGUUUUAUCAGCAGCACGAGUCUGUCAGGAGGAAACAGGCCCUGUGUGUCCUCUCGGAUCCCAUUUACUAAAGCCUGGCUGGCCUGGCCACACCUUAGAGGAUGCUCUCAGCAUCUUGGCUUUGCCCUGGUCCAGUUGUGAGGCUCUGCCAUGUCCACUCUGAGGCUGCAAAGCCAGAGAAUGGGCUCUCCUGCCUAGCAAGAGGAUCGUAGCCUAGAUAUUUCUCCACCAUGGCUAGGAGGAGCUGUUCCCCUGAUGUGCCACAAUGCACUCAUGAAAAUUUGCCCGUAGACUUUCACUCAUAUGGAAUUUGGGUCUCUUCCCAGCAGUAGAUGG
Messenger RNA from Alexandromys fortis (reed vole), 2506 nucleotides. RefSeq names its product tripartite motif containing 29 (gene Trim29). Bases 1 to 1761 code for a protein of 586 amino acids. The transcript has 9 exons. Lineage: Eukaryota; Metazoa; Chordata; Mammalia; Rodentia; Cricetidae. The record is from RefSeq and is a predicted model, not a curated record. Gene Ontology annotation, molecular function: zinc ion binding.